Suricata suricatta (meerkat) is the source of this 6054-nucleotide messenger RNA. Its product is annotated as immunoglobulin superfamily DCC subclass member 4-like. Bases 1 to 3486 code for a protein of 1161 amino acids. The record is from RefSeq and is a predicted model, not a curated record. Gene Ontology annotation, cellular component: axon; plasma membrane. The transcript is spliced from 20 exons. NCBI's taxonomy places the organism in Eukaryota, Metazoa, Chordata, Mammalia, Carnivora, Herpestidae. Gene Ontology annotation, molecular function: protein binding. Gene Ontology annotation, biological process: cell-cell adhesion; axon guidance.
AUGCAGUUCUUUCCAUGGGACCUCUUCUUCCAAGAGCUGCCCCAGCCCCUGGAUGGGGAGCUGCCGUGGCCACCGGAGACGACCGUGGAGCUGAGUUGUGGCUCAGGGCCACUGCAAGUGAUCCUGGGCCCAGAGCAAGCUGCAGUGCUGGACUGUAGUCUGGGACCUUCUGGACCCCCCACCAGCAUCACGUGGAGCAAGGAUGGAGGUGCCCUUCCUGAGCAUGACCACCUGCGCCUGCUACCAAAUGGCUCCCUGUGGCUGUCCCAGCCGCUAGCACCUGAUAGCAGUGAGGAGGCGGCCCCCGGGGACUCAGAGCUCAUUGAGGGCAGCUAUUCCUGCCUGGCCCAUGGCCCCCUCGGAGCGGUGGCCAGCCAGGCCGCAGUGGUCAAGCUCGCCACACUCGCAGGCUUCUCUCUGCACCCGGAGUCUCAGGUGGUGGAGGAGAACGGGACUGCCCGGUUUGAAUGCCACAUUGAAGGGCUGCCAGCACCUGCCAUUACUUGGGAGAAGGACCAAGUGCCGGUGCCUGAGGAGCCUCGGCUCAUCACUCUUCCCAACGGGGUCCUCCAGAUCCUGGACAUUCAGGAGAGUGACACAGGCUCCUACCGCUGUGUGGCCACCAACUCAGUCCGCCAGCGCUUCAGCCAAGAGGCCCUCCUCAGUGUGGCCCGCAGAGGGUCUCUGGUGUCCACCAGGGGGCAGGACGUGGUCAUCGUGGCAGCCCCCGAGAACACCACAGUGGUUUCUGGCCAGAGUGUGGUGAUGGAAUGCUUGGCCUCGGCUGACCCCACCCCUUUCGUGUCCUGGGUCCGACAGGACGGGAAGCCCAUCUCCACGGAUGUCAUCGUCCUGGGUCGCACCAACUUACUAAUCAGCAGCGCGCAGCCCCGGCACUCGGGCGUCUACGUCUGCCGCGCUAACAAGCCCCGCACGCGCGACUUCGCCACGGCCGCCGCCGAGCUCCGCGUGCUGGCCGCGCCGCUGGCCGUCGUGGUGCGCGAGGGGCUGCCCAGCGCGCCCACGCGGGUCACGGCCACGCCUCUGAGCAGCUCCGCCGUGCUCGUGGCCUGGGAGCGGCCCGAGCUGCACAGCGAGCAGAUCAUCGGCUUCUCCCUCCACUACCAGAAGGCACGAGGCAUGGACAACGUGGAAUACCAGUUUGCAGUGAACAAUGAUACCACAGAGUUGCAGGUCCGGGACCUGGAACCCAACACCGAUUAUGAGUUCUACGUGGUGGCCUACUCCCAGCUGGGGGCCAGCCGCACCUCUACCCCAGCACUGGUCCACACACUGGAUGAUGUCCCCAGUGCAGCGCCCCAGCUCUCCCUGUCCAGCCCCAACCCCUUGGACAUCAGGGUGGCGUGGCUGCCCCUGCCUCCCAGCCUGAGCAAUGGGCAGGUGGUGAAGUACAAGAUAGAGUACGGUUUGGGAAAGGAAGCGGAUCAGGUUUUCUCCACCGAGGUGCCUGGAAAUGAAACACAGUUUACGCUGAGUUCGCUGCAGCCCAACAAAGUAUAUCGAGUACGGAUUUCAGCUGGCACAGGCGCUGGCUAUGGGACCCCCUCCCAGUGGAUGCAGCACAGGACGCCCAAUAUGCACAACCAGAGCCAUGUCCCGUUUGCCCCUGCAGAGUUGAAGGUACGGGCAAGGAUGGAGUCCCUGGUGGUGUCGUGGCAGCCUCCCCCUCACCCUGCCCAGAUCUCUGGCUACAAACUGUACUGGCGGGAGGUGGGCGCCGAGGAGGAGGCGGCCGAUGGUGAGAGUCCCCCAGCGGGCCGCAGAGACCAGGCUUGGGAUGUGGGGCCUGUCCGGCUCAAGAAGAAAGUGAAGCAGUAUGAGCUGACCCAGCUAGCCCCUGGCCGGCUGUACGAGGUGAAACUUGUGGCAUUCAACAAACAUGAGGAUGGCUACGCAGCAGUGUGGAAGGGCAAGACAGAAAAGGCUCCCACGCCAGACUUGCCCAUCCAGAGGGGACCACCCUUACCCCCCGCCCACGUCCAUGCAGAAUCAAACAGCUCCACAUCCAUUUGGCUUCGGUGGAAAAAGCCCGACUUCACCACAGUCAAGAUUGUCAACUAUACUGUGCGCUUCAGCCCCUGGGGACUCAGGAACGCCUCCCUGGUCACCUAUUAUACCAGCUCUGGAGAAGACAUCCUUAUUGGCGGGCUGAAGCCAUUCACCAAGUACGAGUUCGCAGUACAGUCCCACGGUGUGGACAUGGAUGGGCCUUUUGGCUCCGUGGUGGAACGCUCCACCCUGCCUGACCGGCCCUCUACGCCCCCAUCUGACCUGCGCCUGAGCCCCCUGACGCCCUCCACCGUUCGGCUGCACUGGUGCCCCCCGACGGAGCCCAAUGGCGAGAUCGUGGAGUAUCUGAUUCUGUACAGCAACAACCAUACCCAGCCCGAACACCAGUGGACCCUGCUGACCACGGAGGGAAACAUCUUCAGUGCUGAGGUACAUGGCCUCGAGAGUGACACCAGAUACUUCUUCAAGAUGGGGGCGCGCACAGAGGUGGGGCCUGGGCCCUUCUCUGGUCUGCAGGAUGUGAUCACUCUCCAGGAGAAGCUCUCAGACUCCUUGGAUGUGCACUCAGUCACAGGCAUCAUUGUGGGUGUCUGCCUGGGCCUCCUCUGCCUCCUGGCCUGCAUGUGUGCCGGCCUGCGCCGCAGCCCCCACAGAGAAACCCUCCCAGGCCUGUCCUCCACAGCCAAUGCUGGGAACCCUGCACUGUACUCUAGAGCCCGCCUUGGGCCCCCCAGUCCCCCAGCUGCCCAUGAACUGGAGUCCCUUGUGCACCCCCGUCCCCAGGACUGGUCUCCACCGCCCUCAGACAUCGAGGACAGGGCUGAAGUGCACAGCCUUAUGGGUGGCGGUGCUUCAGACUGCCGGGGUCACUCCAAGAGAAAGAUCUCCUGGGCUCAGCCAGGUGGGCCCAGCUGGGCAGGCUCCUGGGCUGGCUGCGAGCUGCCCCAAGCAGGUGCCAUGCCUUCUCUGACCCGGGCCCUGCUGCCCCCUGCUGGAACUGGGCAGACACUGUUGCUGCAGGCUCUGGUGUAUGACGCCAUAAAGGGCAAUGGCAGGAAGAAGCCACCCCCGGCCUGCAGGAACCAGGUGGAGGCUGAAGUCAUUGUCCACUCUGACUUUAGUGCAUCCAAAGGGAACCCCAACCUCCACCUCCAGGACCUGGAGCCUGAGGACCCCCUGCCUUUGGAGACUCCUGACCUUACUUCGGGUGUUGUGGAUCUAGGGCAGGGGGUAGACUGGCUGGACAGGGAGCUGAGAGGGUGUGAGCAGGCAACCACUGGGCCAGACAGACUUACCUGCCUGCCAGAGGCAACCAGCACUUCUUAUCAGUACCCGGACCUCCAGCCCAGUGAGGCUCUGGAGGAGACCCCUGGGAACAGCUGCCAGCCAACAGCCCCCUGCACGCUAGGAAUGAGCCCAGGCCUGCCCAGAGCCCCAGUCUCUUCCUCUACCUAGCUCCCCUACAGGGUGCAAUUGGGGGCGGGCCGGUAUGCAUCGUGGGAUGUGGCACAUGUGGCAGAGUAUGUACACAUGUGUACCUGCAGGUCCUGAAUAUUAUCAAGCCAUUUGGAGCUUCCUGGGAUGCUUUGGCUGCGGGGAGAGGAAGAGAUGGAGUACUCCAUCCUCCCAUACUCUGUGACACAAGUGAAGGACCUGUGAGGCAUGGCCAUAUGUGGUGUACACAUGUGCACGUACUGGCUGGUGAGCUGAGAAACUCCAGUCUAGGCAGUGGUCACUAUGGCCUAACUGAUCCUCUAGGUCAGGAUAGUGGCCCAGAGUGGGCAGUCCCCAGCCCUGUGGGGCCCCCAUCUCCGCCACCUAGCUGUUUAUUACACACUCUGAGAGUGUCUGCAAUGCCCUGUCUGACAAAGACAGCCCCGGCCCAUUUUCCGGUCGGGCUGGGUUGAGUGCAGUAGGCUCUGAAUGCCCAACAUUUCAGUUGCAUCGCUCCCCAUCUCCCGCGCCCCUGUGGGUCCAGACUGAAAGGGUGACUCUGGCUCCCCUCAGAGCAACGCUGCAUUUCAUUCUGUCAUUUGGGAAGCGCCUGGUUUCGGAAAUCCAUGGACUCUGGCUCCCCUCUCCUCCCUUCCUCUUCACUGCUCCUGUGCUCUGCCUCCUGUCAGCCUGCUCUCCCAGUUCUCCUACCUGCUCCUCCCCCGCCAUUCUCUUUCCUCUCCUCUCUGCUGUCCGUCUGUUCCCUGACCAUCUCUGCUGUCUCUCACACCUCUCCCAGACUGCAUCGUGUGGCUCACCUGCCUGCGUUCAAUCUUUGCAUCCUUCCCCAACAACAUGACUACCUCAUGUCUGCUUUGAGGCCAUAGCAUGACUUCUGUGUCCGCCAUUCACUUCACUCGCCAUCUUCCUGGCCCUCUUCUCUAGGUGCCGCCACAUGCCCCCUCCCUAGGCAGACCCCCAGUGCGGGUUUGGAGACGACCUUCCAGUUUCCCUUGCAUUUCUGUCUCUCCCUGGGAUUGAGAUAGGAGGAUUCUCCUUGGAGGUGAUGGAUCCACGUUCACACAAGGGGAUUUCUGAGACAGAGAAAGGGGAUUACAUUUGAUCUAGAGGCUCAGGAUAAAAUGAUUCCCUCCCUUCUAGGCAGGGAGGCAGGGUUCUUAGAUGGAGGAGGUUGGGGACCUUCCUUCACUGCUGAAGCCAAAGCUGGAGAAGGAGAGUGGGGAUUAGGGGCACCACAGCCCAGCAACUUCCCACUCUGUGCGCUGGGAACAUGAGCUGGUGGAGGGGGGUGCCAGGAGUUGCACCCUCUAGGUGCUGGAAGGAGGUCUUUGCACAGGACAAGGGUAAUUGGCUCAUUUCAUUAUUUUUUUUCUUUAAAUUCAAUCCUAAAGUCAUUUUCUGUUGACCUGUCACACAGGGACAAGCUGGACUUCUAUUUCCUGUGUAAAGGAGAUGAGCUAUUAAUUUGAUUUUGCACCCCAGCCUCUCAUAGGAUCAUAGAAUGUGGGACUUUUCUCCCUAAACGCAUCUUUUUAACUGAUUGGCACAUCAAGGGUUAACUCUGGCUUCUGGGCCAAAUUGGAAACAACCAGUCUAUCUUUCUUUUCCUUUUCUUUCUUUCUUUCUUUUUUUUUUUUUUUAAAUGGUGAAAUGUCUCUCAGCAGAGUUGCAGCUUCCUCAGACCCUUUCAGCAUCUGUGUUUAUUACACUGGGGCGUCACUCACAUUUGACACGCGCACCUCCAUUUCCUCCCCCGCCCCCUCCCCCUCCUCCAGCCAGCCUAUGAUAACACUAAAGAUUAUUCAUGCUGGUUUGUCUCUCGUUUGGGACAGAAUUGUCACUUGUACUAUUUCUGUAGCAUUCGGCAUUGCUGUAGCUAAUACCACUGUAUAUGUUUCAUCAUUGCUCUGAAGGUCAAAAGCCUCAUUUUAUUUUGCUGGUUUGAUUUUUUUUUUUCCAAAAGGAAAAAAAAAAUGCCCUGAAUUAAAGGGCUGUUUUAACAGUAGGCUGUUAGCAUUACGCCACGUAGUCAUUUUUCAUGUUCUUGUUUAACAGGCACUGAGGCUCUGGUUUAAAUUAAAUAGCUGCAAAUAAGACAAUUUAUAACCCAUUAGGUUGGGUGGAAAAUUGUUUCUCAAAAGCAAAUAAGUAAUAAAUCUGGUAUCUGCCUAUAACUCACACUUGAUAAGAAAGUGGCCAUUACUCACUAGCCUUAUAUAUGAUUUGGGCCCUGGGUAAUUUGGAAGUGUUAGGUUUGUGUCUUAGUAGCAGUAUUUUUAUUAGAAAAGAGUCUAUUGGCCUUUUACAGGGUAUUAAUCCCUUUGUCACCUACCAUCGAUGCCUUACGUUUUUUGAGUCUCAUUUAGAAACCUUCCUUUUCUUGAUGCAUGACAAGUGUAAUCAGCACCUGCUCAUUUAUUUGUCUGUAUUUAGUUUAUGCUGUAUUAUUUAAUUAUUUUUCCAGCAUAUUUCCCGCUCCUUACAAAUAUGAUAUUCUUUAGUGUUAAGCCAAGGCAUUGAUUAUGUAUCUGUCCCUAUAAUGAAUUAAUAAACUAUUUUCCAAACACA